Messenger RNA from Carlito syrichta (Philippine tarsier), 1369 nucleotides. RefSeq names its product leucine rich repeat and Ig domain containing 1 (gene LINGO1). Gene Ontology annotation, cellular component: plasma membrane. The transcript is spliced from 2 exons. Gene Ontology annotation, molecular function: protein binding. The coding region runs from base 20 to 1369 and encodes 449 amino acids. NCBI's taxonomy places the organism in Eukaryota, Metazoa, Chordata, Mammalia, Primates, Tarsiidae. The record is from RefSeq and is a predicted model, not a curated record.
GCUGCAGGUGAGCGAGAGGAUGCUGGCGGGGGGCGCGAGGAGCGUGCCCAGCCCCCUCCCGGCCUGCUGGCAGCCCGUCCUCCUGCUGGUGCUGGGCUCGGUGCUGUCAGGCUCGGCCACGGGCUGCCCGCCGCGCUGCGAGUGCUCGGCCCAGGACCGCGCCGUGCUGUGCCACCGCAAGCGCUUCGUGGCGGUGCCCGAGGGCAUCCCCACCGAGACGCGCCUGCUGGACCUGGGCAAGAACCGCAUCAAGACGCUCAACCAGGACGAGUUCGCCAGCUUCCCGCUCCUGGAGGAGCUGGAGCUGAACGAGAACGUGGUGAGCGCCGUGGAGCCCGGCGCCUUCAACAACCUGCUCCACCUGCGCACGCUGGGCCUGCGCAGCAACCGCCUGAAGCUCAUCCCGCUGGGCGUCUUCACCGGCCUCAGCAACCUGACCCGGCUGGACAUCAGCGAGAACAAGAUCGUCAUCCUGCUGGACUACAUGUUCCAGGACCUGUACAACCUCAAGGCGCUGGAGGUCGGCGACAACGACCUGGUCUACAUCUCCCACCGCGCCUUCAGCGGCCUCAACAGCCUGGAGCAGCUGACGCUGGAGAAGUGCAACCUGACCUCCAUCCCCACGGAGGCGCUGUCGCACCUGCACGGCCUCAUCGUGCUGCGGCUGCGGCACCUGAACAUCAACGCCGUCCGGGACUACUCCUUCAAGCGGCUCUACCGCCUCAAGGUCCUGGAGAUCUCCCACUGGCCCUACCUGGACACCAUGACGCCCAACUGCCUGUACGGCCUCAACCUGACGUCGCUGUCCGUCACGCACUGCAACCUGACGGCCGUGCCCUACCUGGCCGUGCGCCACCUGGUCUACCUGCGCUUCCUCAACCUCUCCUACAACCCCAUCGGCGCCAUCGAGGGCUCCAUGCUGCAUGAGCUGCUGCGGCUGCAGGAGCUGCAGCUGGUGGGCGGGCAGCUGGCCGUGGUGGAGCCCUACGCCUUCCGCGGCCUCAACCACCUGCGCGUGCUCAACGUCUCGGGCAACCAGCUGACCACGCUGGAGGAGGCGGCCUUCCACUCGGUGGGCAACCUGGAGACGCUCAUCCUGGACGCCAACCCGCUGGCCUGCGACUGCCGGCUGCUGUGGGUGUUCCGGCGCCGCUGUUCCAGGGCUGCCCUUAAGCCUGCCCGGGCCCAGGUCCCCACCCCACCUCGGCCCAUCUUCCACCAGGCCACCCUCAGAGCCCAUCCUGGGCUUUUAGGGGUUCUGGGUUUGGGGCUGGAGGCUCAGACAGCAGCCCCACUUCCCGCCCCCAACUCUGCCCAUCCCAACCAAACCUUGAUGUUCCAGACCACCCUGGAGAGGGACACCCGAUGA